This is a messenger RNA of Babesia bovis T2Bo, 1698 nucleotides long. RefSeq names its product Triose-phosphate Transporter family protein. Lineage: Eukaryota; Apicomplexa; Aconoidasida; Piroplasmida; Babesiidae. The transcript has a single exon. Gene Ontology annotation, cellular component: Golgi apparatus. The coding region runs from base 381 to 1439 and encodes 352 amino acids. The record is from RefSeq and is a predicted model, not a curated record. Gene Ontology annotation, molecular function: antiporter activity.
AUCAUCAUACAUUUAUUAUAAUAUGACAAGCUGCAUUAUAAAAGUUUUAAAAUUGAUCCAGAUUAAUUAUUCUUAGAUUGUCUACCUCUAUUCAUUAAUAUAUGUUAUGUUUGUGACAUAUUGUUGUUGUGAUAUUUGGUAGUGUCUUAGGUCAAAUCGCUGCAAUUACAUAUACUUAAUUGCAUACGCGCUAUUCUUUUGGUUUGAUAUUCAGUUACACUUUGGAAGGUCGUUGAAUGCUGUUUAUUCUGUAGUAAUAAACAGCAUCAUCAAAUUCCUGUAGGUACUCUGAAGUGUAUUUUGCAUCAACAUACAAAUUUGGAUGUAGUGUGUUGUAUUAAUCGGGUCAUUUUCAUACUGUUAAUCUUUUCGAUAUCGCCAUGGAAAUAUCAAAGUCGAAGAAGGAUGCUCCGGAGGUGACAUUUGCCAAUACUCAAGACGUGGAAUAUGAGAACGCUUUGCCUGCUACGGCAUUCUCGGAGAAAACAAGCCCACCUACUUGGAAGGACUGGUUUUUGAACCUUGAUUGGUGGCUUAUUUUAUAUUUCAUUCUUUGGUAUGCUCAGAAUGCGUUAUAUGUUGUAUUUAACAAGCUUUUUUUGAAUUCAGUUCCUUUACCAUGGACUAUUAGUGCUUUACAACUACUUGCUGGUUGGUUUUUUAUGUUGUUUUAUUGGGGGCUGAAUAUUAGGUCUAAGCCACACUUUGACAGUUUGAAAAGGUUCUGCAUUUCCUUCCUUCCGAUUGGUGUUUGUCAUUUUUUCGUCCAUGUAGGUUCUGUCAUUUCCAUGGGUCUUGGGGCCAUAUCAUUCACUCACAUUGUUAAAGCUUUGGAGCCUGUGAUUACUGCUGUGCUUUCCAUUAUAUUCCUUCGUGAGUUUUUGAAUCUUUAUGCUUAUUUGUCCCUGAUUCCUAUUAUUGGCGGUGUGGCUUUAGCAUCUGUAAAGGAACUUGAUUUUAACGUGCUUGCAUUUUUAUUUGCCAUGUUAUCCAAUAUAACUGGUGCGAUGCGUUCUAUUUUGGCUAAGAUUACGAUGAAGAACAAGGCGGAGAUUGGAGAGAAUUUGACUGCUAACAACAUAUACAUGAUAUUGACUUUGAUUGCUUCAAUUUUUGCACUUCCCUGUGUAUUGUUUAUUGAGGCUAAUCAAUGGGUUCCUGUUUGGUUGGAGUCCACUGAAAAUAUGGACUCCUGGGAUAAGACAAAAAUUAUCUUUUAUGGUAUCGCAUCAUCAUUUUUCUAUUUUAUGUCUAAUGACAGUGCCUUUUAUUGUCUUGGGCAGAUCAACCAGGUUACGUAUUCGGUGGCCAACACGGCUAAGCGUGUGUUGCUUAUUGUGACAUCAAUUAUUGUUUUCAAAAAUGAAGUUACGUUAUUAGGCUGUUUAGGUAUGGUUACGGCCGUCUUAGGAACAUUCUUGUAUUCGCUUGUGAAGUAAACAUUGGGAUUGCUACUCAGCUAACAAUUUGAUUAAUCUUCAAUUGGAGUUGAUUGCCAUUACGUUAACUGGUGGAAUGUACACACGACCCACUGGACGAAAUUGUUACGGGUCACAUGUGGCAUCAUAUUGCUUUUAUCGCCAUAAUGAUCGUUAGUGUAUUCCUGCGUCACUUGCGAAUAGUGCAGGUUAUAAGCGGACCAUAUACUCACAAUCGCAUGAGUAAUUUCUCAGGGUUUGCCUGUGUUCACUUUCCACU